Molecule: messenger RNA, 665 nt
Organism: Paraphaeosphaeria sporulosa
Lineage: Eukaryota; Fungi; Ascomycota; Dothideomycetes; Pleosporales; Didymosphaeriaceae
Exons: 1
Coding region: 33-500 (155 amino acids)
Source: RefSeq, a predicted model, not a curated record
ACUUGAUCUACAACCCAUUUCCGCUCAGCGCUAUGAAACCCUCAACCAUCAGCAGCAUCCUCACCCUCGCGGUUACCACCUUCGCCACCGCGAUCCCCGCGCCCGCCGCCCACAGCGACAUCACCCUCCGCGACACUCCCGACAUCACUUACACCAUCCCCAGCACCGAGCUCUCCGCCCUCAGCACUCAGCUCAUCGGCGUCUCCGGCACCCUACAACUUAACUUCGUCAACGGCAAUACCAUCAAAUCCUGGUACAGCGUCACGGACACCAAGGGCGACAGCCACUCCGUUUACAUGACUACUGUCGUCUACGACGGCAAGGACGACGUGCUGAGAUGCAACAAUAAGCUGGGGCACGACCAUACGCAGGUCUGUGGUUGGAGGGAGUAUCAUCGAAACAAGAGGAUCUCGUAUAUUGCGCCGAAGUGGUGUGUGAAUAUCCAGGGUGGGCCGGAUAAGUGCGUUACAGGGCCGAAGUUUCAAAACCCGCGCCUGUAGGGGUGGAUGUCUGCCCAGAAGGCUGCAUUCUCCGUCAUUCUUUGGAUGCCUGCAGGAUUUAAGAACAGGCGGGGCUUAGCAGGUAGGUGUUUGGGGCUGUCGUCCCUCGUUUGGCAUGUUCCCAGUGAAGGUGUUUGAGUUCGUGUGAAUAUUGAUGGAUCCGGU